Scatophagus argus is the source of this 3476-nucleotide messenger RNA. It is a transcript of the gene parp3, whose product is annotated as poly (ADP-ribose) polymerase family, member 3. The record is from RefSeq and is a predicted model, not a curated record. The transcript is spliced from 11 exons. Lineage: Eukaryota; Metazoa; Chordata; Actinopteri; Scatophagidae. Gene Ontology annotation, cellular component: site of double-strand break. Gene Ontology annotation, molecular function: NAD+ poly-ADP-ribosyltransferase activity. The coding region runs from base 177 to 1766 and encodes 529 amino acids.
AACUGAAUGUAAACUUCCUGAAAGUCCCCGUCAGACAGCUGCUCUCGGCCAGCUCAGUGACACCUUUGGCGGUGACGACAACCUGUCUGUCCGUUCGUCCGGUCCGUCUGUCUGCUCUCUGGUCUCCCAUCCCGACGGGCCCCUGCUCGAAGUUAAAAGGGUUGUCAGCCAGGAUCAUGCCACCAAAGAGACGAGCUGCUUCCGGUGCCAAGGCAGGUGGCAAGAAGGCCAAAGAGGAGACGCCAAAGCCCAAAGAUGCUUUCACCUCUGCAAAAGAGGCCCUUCUGGCUGCAGGGCCACAGGUGAAAGGGAAGAGGAAGGUGGAUGAGCACUGCUCGCUGUCAAGCCAAGGAGAGGUGCAUGAGGACUAUGACUGCAUGCUCAAUCAGACAAACAUUGGGCAUAACAAUAAUAAGUUUUAUGUCGUUCAAGUCAUCAAAGCAAACAACACUUACUAUUCAUGGAACAGAUGGGGCAGAGUGGGGGAAGUGGGACAAAGCAAACUGAACAAGUUUGAUAAGGUUGAGACUGCUGUCAAGGACUUUGAGAAAAAGUUUAAGGACAAGACAAAGAACAAUUGGAGCGAUCGGUUGAAUUUUGUGUCUCAUCCUGGAAAGUACACCCUGAUCGAGGUGGAUGGAGAGCAGGAUGCUGAAGUCAAGGUGGAUAGCGUCGACGGAAAGACUGUCAAAGUCACAAAAAACGUCCUACCCUGCACCCUCGACAAUGCUACAAAGAAACUCAUCGAGCUCAUUUUCAGCAAUGACAUGUUCAAAGAGGCGAUGGAAUGUAUGAACCUAGACAUCAAGAAGAUGCCUUUAGGCAAACUCAGUAAGAUGCAGAUUGCAAAGGGCUUUGAAGUGUUGGAAGAGAUUGAGGCAGCCAUGAGCCAAAAAAGAAGAAGCGCGUGUCUAGAAGAGCUGUCCUCAAAGUUCUUCACCGCUAUCCCACACAACUUUGGCCGGAACAGGCCGCCAACCAUUGACAGCAAAGAAAUUGUGGAGCAGAAGAAAGAGAUGCUUAUGGUUUUGGCUGACAUUGAGCUUGCCCAGACCCUGAAGUCAGAGACUGAAAAGGCUCAGGAAGAGAUGAUAGAGACAGUUCCUCACCCUCUGGACCAGGACUACAAUUCACUCAAAUGCAAGCUCAGUCUGAUGGACAAAGAUACAGAAACAUUCAAGAUCAUAGAAACAUACCUGAAGGCAACCAAAGAUGACUAUCGGAAACCAAAAAUUCUCAAUGUUUGGGAAAUUGAUCGAGAGACAGAGGGAGCGCGGUUUAGAGAGAACAACAGCCUGGAGAACCGCCGUCUGCUGUGGCAUGGCACAAACAUUGCGGUGGUAGCAGCUAUCCUGAAAAGCGGUCUGAGGAUUAUGCCCCAUUCAGGAGGCCGUGUUGGUCGUGGUAUCUAUUUUGCAUCUGAAAACAGCAAGUCUGCAUGUUACGUGCGCACCUCUAAGAAUACUGGAGUGAUGUUCCUGUGUGAGGUAGCCCUCGGCAAAGAAAAUACCAUCACCAAAGACAACUCUUCCUUGAAAAAGGCUCCUGCAGGCUAUGAUAGUGUGGUGGCGCGAGGAUCAGUAGAACCAGAUCCAUCCAAGGACGUCUAUAUCACCCUGGAUGGCAAGGAGGUUGCUGUGCCUCAGGGUGAGCCUAUCAGUCAGCCCCAGUUCAAAGAUAGCUACUUCAGCAACAGUGAAUAUCUCAUCUACAAAGAGAGCCAGUGUUGCCUUCGAUACCUGCUGGAGUUGCAUAUGUCACACUAAUUCAAGGAAAGAAGCAGGUCUUUGGAAAGAGAAACGAUUCUUAUUUAUUCUGUAUAACGUGCUUCCUAAAAACCUUUACUGUGCUGUUUUCUUAAAAUAAUGUGGUUACUCACUUCAUUAUUACAGUUCUUGUUCAGAUAUACCUGUCACGAUGCAUAAGUUACUCAUACUUCUCAGUGUUUCCCCUAUCCUGGGGGGGGGGGGGGACGCGCUCAGGGCUGGUGUGGUGUGGGAGGGUGGGGGGGCAUGCGCAUCAAAUCUGGCUUGGUGCCAUAUCGUUGACAGGUAGCUUGCUGGCACGUCUUGCAUGAAAACAAGGUAGAUGUCGCCCUUUUCAGGAUUAAUGGGCAAAGGACUAAGCCUAGGCAAUUUUUAAAACCCCUUAUGUAAAAGUUAUCCUUGCAACCUUACGGUUCAAAUGUAAAACUUCACAAGUUGCGAGGGCAGUUCUGCACUGAUUAAUCAAGUCAUCGCACUUCGGUAGUUGAAUUUGCAUUGCUACUUCGUUUAGCCUACUGAUAAUUUAAUUAUGUGUGAGAUUUAGCUGACUUUGGCCUACCGGUUUGCAAUCCCUAUUUUAGUUAGGCUGUCCCAUGUUAGAGAAGCAACUUUAGUCUAUGUAAAUUGCCCAUCAAAAUGUUCAUUAGCCAAUUUAUCACUCUUUUAAUAGUCCAACAAUCCAAGCAUCUCCAUGUCAAAAGUAGACUAGUAAUAGCCUACAUGAUGCCUGUUUUCGGCUAAAUAAAAUGAGAGCUGCACUCAGAGUGGAAGGAGAAAAGGAGAUAGAGAACGCUGAGCUGAGAAACAGAUGAAAACCAGACUGUACUGAUAGGCCCACCCUAUUUCGUAAAGGCCCGCCUAAUUUCUGGCUACGCCACUGCCCCUAUCCCCGCCGAGGCUUCCCCCCACCUGUACAAGGCAGGAUCCCACAAUUUCUGGUCUGCGUUCUUGGGGUGGGGUGGGAGGUGCCGUGGGAGGGGGGAAACAAUUGCAGGGGAAACACUGCUUCUCUGUGCCUUAUAUUUCGCACACUGUAAAACUGGCCUGAGAGUACUAUGAUGCACUUCUGUUAUACUGUAUUUAAUCUUCCUAGUCCAAUGGAAAAAAAUCUGUUUGUCACUUCUUACUUGACCCUGGUAUCCCAAUGUCUCAAAGACUUCUGGGUAUUUGCACAGUUUUCUUUUUAACUGACAUGCUGCCCCUUUGUUUUUUUAUUUAGCAUCUCAACUAUGGUUUGAUUAGCUUCAUGGUUCCUGCAGUGGUAGGCAAUGCUAAACCUGACCCUCAGAUAGAAAAUAUCUUUGAUAUGUAGAAGGAAUGUAGUGUGUGCUUUUGAAGUUAUGUAGGCAUUUUGAAUAAUGUUCCACAGUAUAGAAGAAGUAAAAAUAAUGCUCUAUGUAGAGAAACGUUUACAAGCAGAAAUAUAAAGUGCAAUGUGUGGCUAAUGUUUAAACACUAGUACAAAUUUGAUAUUUUACUGAGCUGUAAAGAAAGAUUCUGUGAGUGCUUCUGCAAUGCAAAGUAAUGUAACAUGUAAGUUCUGAAUAGCCUGGGCAAAUUUCUUGCCCUGUAGAUCGCCUUUCUACUUUAGAAAUGUCACCAUAUGGUGUCAGUAAUGAGCAACUCUUUGUAAUGUAAUGCCUCAGCAUUUUGCACUAAUUGUCACUACUUGAAUUAAUGGUUAGUUAAUAAAGCAAAGAGCCCCUCUAA